Mangifera indica (mango) is the source of this 5005-nucleotide messenger RNA. Its product is annotated as DExH-box ATP-dependent RNA helicase DExH7, chloroplastic. Bases 121 to 4509 code for a protein of 1462 amino acids. Gene Ontology annotation, cellular component: intracellular anatomical structure. The record is from RefSeq and is a predicted model, not a curated record. Gene Ontology annotation, molecular function: RNA binding; ATP binding. The transcript is spliced from 36 exons. NCBI's taxonomy places the organism in Eukaryota, Viridiplantae, Streptophyta, Magnoliopsida, Sapindales, Anacardiaceae.
UUUCACAAAAGCUGGCCGUCCGUCCAGAAGAAUAUAAAAGCCACAACCGAGAGGCGUCAGAGUUGGAUUUUCUUUCAUUUCACUUGCAAGUUUGCGAUUGUGGUCAUUCUUCGAAUCAAAAUGGCUCCCAAAAAGAAGCCACAGAAACAAAACAACAGCAACAAGAACGCCAGUAAGAAAUCGAAUUCUUCUUCUUCGUCGUCCUCCGGUCCACGCCUACAAAUUUCGGCCGAGAACGAAAACCGUCUGCGACGCCUUCUCCUCAACUCCUCCCGGCCUGCUGAGACAGCUCCGGGUCCGGCUGUAGACACUCUCUCUAAGUCUCAAAAGGCUAAGAAGCUCAAAGCUGUCUACGAGAAGCUCUCUUGCGAAGGGUUUUCUAAUGAUCAGAUUGAACUAGCUCUCUCUUCGCUUAAGGAUGAUGCUACAUUUGAGGCUGCUCUUGAUUGGUUAUGCUUAAAUUUGCCAGGGAAUGAACUUCCUUUAAAAUUUUCUAGUGGGACUUCUCAGCACUUGAAUGGAGGAGCUUCUGUUUCUGUCAUAUCGGUCGCACGGGAAGAUUGGACUCCAUCUGAUGGUCCAUCAACAAAUACUGAUGAGGAAGUGCAACAGUUUUUAGUUAGGACCAGAGGUUGUCAAGGUGAUGAUGCUCUAGAUUCAUGCCAACCAUCUCAGGCAGAUUGGAUCCGACAAUAUAUGGAACAACAAGAAGAGGAAGAGUAUGAAAGCUGGGAAGAUUAUGCUAUUGACAAGAGUAACAUCAAGGAGGUCCCCAAACCAAGGUCAUACGAUGUUAUUGCUAGAGAUUACCUUGAGGCUCGUUUGGAAGCUACAAAAGCUAAAGAGAAAGGGGACAAGAAGAGCCAAGAACGAGCAGGACAUAUGAUCCGCAAACUCAAGCAAGAGUUGUCGGCUUUAGGAUUAUCAGAUAAUGCCUUGGCAUCUGAGUUUGAGCUUGAACGUGCUUCUGGUUAUGCUUCAGCGGAUACGGCUUCUAGGUCCAUACCUUAUGAUAACCCUGGGGUUGGAACAUCAGGGGACAUAUAUGGUGAUUCAGAUAUUGUUGUGCACACAGAUGAAACAAUAGUUGGUGGAAACAAGGAGUUUCCACUCAAACCUAUUCCCUCUGGAGUAUCUGUUCAGGAGAAAGCAGAGGAUGAUGAACCAGAAGAUGUCAAGCUUGGUGGAUUUUUUUCAGAAGAUGCUGCAUCCAGUGAAGCAUUACCUACUGAAAUUAUGAGAUUGCAGACAAAAGAUAAGAUAAGGAUAUUAUGUAGCGACAAGAAUAUAGAGAAAUUAGAUGGCAUCUGGAAGAAGGGGGAGACACAGAAGAUUCCAAAAGCUGUUCUUCAUCAAUUAUGCCAAAGAUCAGGGUGGGAAGCACCGAAAUUUAAUAAAAUAGUUGGGAAAGAAGAUAGUUUCUGUUAUGCUGUUAGUGUAUUGCGCAAAGCUAGUGGCAGGGGCAAGAGCAGAAAAGCUGGCGGGUUAAUUACUCUUAAGCUUCCUAACCAGGAUGAAACCUUUAAAUCUGCUGAGGAUGCACAGAACAGAGUCGCAGCUUUUGCUCUUUAUCACCUGUUUCCUGAUCUUCCAAUUCACCUAGCAAUUACUGAGCCUUAUGCGUCACUUGUUUUGCAGUGGAUAGAAGGGGAAUCAUUAACUAAAAUUGAGGACAGUGAGGAAGAUCGAAGGGCCGGUUUUGUGGAUAAAUUGCUGAGCGAAGAUGGUUCUAGUUCCAAUGCUGUUCUUGAUGUUCCUGACAGUUUGGUUUCAGAUACGUUUCAGAGGUCCAAUGUUCAAGAAAAUAAAUAUUUGACAGUUGCAGAAGCUGAUCCAAUCGGUGGAAGAGUGAAAAAUCUAAAAGAAUCUGAGAGUUCUCGCCUGAAGCAGGAACAAGAAAAGAAAAAGAAAAUGCAGAAAUACAAGGAUAUGUUAAAAAUCAGAGAUUCUCUUCCAAUUUCUGUGCUGAAAGGUGAUAUAUUGAAACUGCUGAAGGAGAAUAAUGUCCUUGUUGUUUGUGGAGAAACAGGAUCUGGAAAGACUACUCAGGUUCCACAAUUUAUAUUGGAUGAUAUGAUUGAGUCAGGAUGUGGUGGACACUGCAGCAUUAUAUGCACACAACCAAGAAGAAUAGCGGCUAUUUCUGUCGCUGAAAGAGUUGCUGAUGAGCGCUGUGAAUCUUCUCCAGGUUCAGAUGGUUCUCUGGUCGGUUAUCAAGUUCGUCUUGAUAGUGCAAGGAAUGAAAGGACAAAACUUCUGUUUUGUACAACAGGCAUUCUUCUAAGGAAAAUUGCGGGUGAUAGAAAUUUAACAGGCGUCACUCAUGUCAUAGUUGAUGAAGUGCAUGAACGAUCUCUUUUGGGUGAUUUUCUGCUUAUUGUAUUGAAGGACCUGCUUGAGAAACAAUCUGCUAAUGGCUUAUCAAAACUGAAGGUUAUUCUUAUGUCUGCAACAGUUGAUUCAGAAUUGUUUUCAAGAUACUUUGGACACUGCCCUGUAAUUACUGCACAAGGCCGAACAUAUCCUGUGACAACAUACUUUCUUGAGGAUAUAUAUGAUAGUAUCAAUUAUCGCCUUGCUUCAGAUUCCCCAGCCUCUAUAAGAUAUGAAACAUCUGCAAAAGAAAUGCUGCUGAGUGGUCCUGUGAACAACCACAGGGGGAAGAAGAAUCUUGUCUUAUCUGCAUGGGGUGAUGAUUCUAUGCUCUCAGAAGAGUAUAUUAACCCCUAUUAUAUUCCAAGUUGUUAUCAAUCUUUCAGUGAACAAACACAGCAGAAUUUGAAAAGAUUGAAUGAAGACGUUAUAGACUAUGAUCUUCUUGAAGACUUGGUAUGUCAUGUUGAUGAAACAUGUAGUGAGGGUGCCAUACUUGUAUUUUUACCUGGAGUGUCAGAAAUCUAUAUUUUACUUGAUAGAUUAGUGGCUUCUUAUCGAUUUGGUGGACCAUCUUCAGAUUGGAUUCUUCCUUUACAUUCAUCCAUAGCAUCAAUUGAUCAGAAAAAGGUGUUCUUACGACCUCCUGAUAACAUACGGAAGGUUAUCAUUGCUACAAACAUUGCUGAGACAAGCAUAACAAUAGAUGAUGUGGUGUAUGUGAUCGAUUGUGGAAGGCAUAAGGAAAACCGUUAUAAUCCUCAAAAGAAAUUAUCAAGCAUGGUUGAAGACUGGAUAUCUCAAGCCAAUGCAAGACAACGACGAGGAAGAGCGGGACGUGUAAAACCUGGAAUUUGUUUUUGUUUGUACACACAUCAUAGAUAUGAAAAACUCAUGCGUCCUUAUCAGGUUCCCGAGAUGCUUCGGAUGCCUCUGGUCGAGUUGUGUUUACAAAUUAAGUUACUUUCGCUGGGACACAUAAAGGAAUUUCUGUCCAAGGCUUUAGAACCUCCCAGAGAAGAAGCUGUGAACUCAGCAAUUUCAUUGUUAUAUGAGGUUGGUGCUGUUGAAGGGGAUGAGGAGUUGACACCUCUUGGACACCAUUUGGCCAAACUUCCCGUUGAUGUAUUGGUUGGAAAGAUGCUGCUGUAUGCUGGAAUGUUUGGGUGCUUAUCCCCCAUUCUCUCAAUAUCAGCAUUUCUCAGUUACAAAUCACCAUUUGUUUAUCCGAAAGAUGAGAGACAAAGUGUUGAGAGAGCUAAAUUGGCUCUGUUGACUGAUAAGUUGGAUGGACCCAGCGAUUCUAAUGAUAGUUAUCAACAAUCUGAUCACUUAGUAAUGAUGGUGGCUUACAAGAAAUGGGAAAAGAUAUUGCAUGAGAAAGGAGCUAAAGCUGCCAACCAAUUUUGCAGCUCAUACUUUUUGAGCAGUUCAGUCAUGUACAUGAUCAGAGAUAUGAGGAUACAGUUUGGAUCAUUGUUGGCAGAUAUUGGGCUCAUUGGUCUUCCAAAGAAAUCUCAGGUGCCAUGCUUUUAUUUCAUUGGGAAAAAGAAAGAAAAGCUUGACAGUUGGUUUUCUGAUAAAUCACAACCAUUCAAUAUGUAUGCUCAUCAUUCAUCAAUCGUGAAGGCAAUAUUAUGUGCAGGUUUAUAUCCUAAUGUAGCUGCCACUGAGCAAGGCAUUGCCGGAGCAGUUCUCAAUAACCUUAGGAAGUCCAGUAGUUCUUCAGUAAAGGGUCAUCCAAUCUGGUAUGAUGGAAGAAGAGAGGUUCAUAUACACCCUUCUUCAAUCAACAAUAAUUUAAAAGAAUUUCAGCACCCAUUCCUUGUCUUCCUUGAAAAGGUUGAAACCAAUAAAGUAUUUCUGCGAGAUACCACCAUCAUCUCUCCCUUCUCUAUUUUAUUGUUUGGUGGCUCCAUCAAUGUUCAGCACCAGACUGGACAGGUCAAUAUAGAUGGAUGGUUAAACCUUAAUGCCCCAGCCCAAACUGCUGUCUUGUUUAAGGAACUGCGAAUAACUCUUCACUCUAAUUUGAAGAAGAUGAUUAGAAAUCCAGAGAAUUCAACGAUUGUAAAUAAUGAUGUUGUCAAGUCUAUUAUCCAUCUGUUGUUAGAAGAAGAAAAACCCCAAAAGUAAUUUAUCAACACCAGGUGGGGCACUGGCUAUCUACGUAAAUUUGAUGAAAUGAUCUUUGUAAUCCCUGGGGUAUGCCGAUUUAGUGGGUACAAUACUUAAUUCUACAGCUGCUUUUUAUUAAAGUACUAACCGGGAUUCCAUACACUUGAAGCCCCAGCAGGAGAUACUUGGUAGCAGGUUAACAAUAUGCGAGAUCUAACUGGAAUUGUCUGCUUACUGUUUCCUACUAUUUUACAAGGUUUAGCUCUUCGGAAGCUGAGGUAUGUAGCAAACAUCAAUGACCAUUUUGCUGAACUUGGAGGAGGAUUAUGAGAAACAUAACUUGUAGAAAGUAGCUAUGAAAAUUUGGCGAACAUGGGAGGUUGUUCAAAAGUGUAUUAAUUUAUUAUUAAAGAACAUUAACAGAUGUUUUAGGGAAUUUUGGCGUAUUUGUUAAAAGCCUACACGAGAAGUGUGAUGGAAACCGAAAUAAAAUUAGGGGAUACAUUUAAGUUCA